This is a messenger RNA of Aspergillus nidulans FGSC A4, 813 nucleotides long. RefSeq names its product LOG family protein. The coding region runs from base 70 to 813 and encodes 247 amino acids. Gene Ontology annotation, biological process: cytokinin biosynthetic process. Gene Ontology annotation, molecular function: hydrolase activity. Lineage: Eukaryota; Fungi; Ascomycota; Eurotiomycetes; Eurotiales; Aspergillaceae. The transcript has 2 exons. The record is from RefSeq and is a predicted model, not a curated record.
CAAUAUAGAGCCCGUUUCUCUAUUCUUUUUCCCGCAAUUCCCUGACUCACUUGAAUCCAAUUAGAUACAAUGGGAAUUGCCGAGACCAAACGGCCCGUCGUCUGUGUCUUCUGUGGCUCCGUCGAGGGCAUAAACCCCGCACACAUGGAAACCGCUCGACGCCUGGCUCAGAUUUUCCACGAAAAUAAUAUACAACUCGUCUAUGGCGGUGGUACAAAAGGCCUGAUGGGCGAGAUUGCACGCACGUUAGUUUCCCUCUCGGGACCCGAAUCUGUGCACGGCAUCAUUCCCCGCGCCCUAGUAAGCAUCGAACCGGGGUAUAAACAGAACGGUAAUGGUACUACCGGUACACCCUCGACGUCCUCCGCAUCCGCUGGUGGCGCGGGGAAAGUAGCCGAGCGCGUUGUUGGUGAGGCGCAGAGCGGUAACGUCCCGUCGUCGGAGUACGGCGUCACCACGAUCGUGGCAGACAUGCACACGCGGAAACGGCUUAUGGCGGAAAAGGUGCGCGAAGGAGGACCAGGAAGUGGCUUUGUUGCACUUGCCGGCGGGUUUGGAACUAUCGAGGAGGUGAUGGAGAUGACGACAUGGAAUCAGUUGGGGAUUCAUCAUUUGGGGGUUGUGCUGUUGAAUGUUGCUGGGUAUUGGGAUGGCUUGUUGGAGUGGGUGAGGAACUCAGUGAGGGAGGGAUAUGUGUCUAAGGAGAAUGGGAGCAUCCUCGUGGAGGCCAAGACGGUUGAGGAAGUUUGGCCGAAGCUGGUGCAGUAUCAGGUUAGCGAGGGAAGAUAUCAGUUGAAAUGGGAGGAUGAGUAA